AUGAAAUCGUUUAGAUUCCUAGCGAUCUCGACACGAGGCUUUGCUAGCAAACCCGUUGUCGACUGGACCCGCCCGGGUAACGUGUUGAGUUUGGAGCAGAAGCAGUUCUACAAGAAAAAUGGGUUUCUUCUUGUUAGAAAUUGUGUGGCUAGAGAGGAUUUGAAAAAGUAUGAAGAUCGUUUUAAUGCGAUUUGCGAGAGAAAAGUGAAGCCACCAGCGAGCAUGUUGGUCAUGAAAGAUGUGUCGAUUGCGAAAAAAGUCACACCUGACAGCAUCGACACAAUCACAAAAGUGCAAGAUUUCGCCGAAGAGCCAGUGCUCUUCUCCUACUGUGAGCAUCCUCAUGUGACCAACGUCGUGCGUGACCUCAUCGGAAGUUCUCCGGCGACUCGUAUCCAAGCAAUGCACACAAUGCUGAUCAACAAGCCACCAGACACUGGAAAACAAACGUCCCGUCAUCCGAUGCAUCAGGAUUUGAUCUACUUUCCAUGGCGUCCCGAGGAUUUGACAAUUUGUGCGUGGACCGCGAUGGAGAAGAUCAACAAAAAGAACGGAUGUCUCCAAGUGGUUCCUGGUUCCCAAACCGAAGGCCUCAAAGCCCACGGAUAUCCAGAUUGGGAGGGCGGAGUCAACAAGGCUUACUACGCAAUCAAAGACUACGAUAUGUCUCUGCCACGUGAAUACGUAGAAAUGGAAGCAGGGGAUACUGUAUUCUUCCAUCCGAACUUGUUCCAUGGAUCCGGUACGAAUAGAUCGGACGGUUUCAGAAAAGCCAUCUCGUGUCACUACGCGAAUUAUGAUCAUACCAAAUAUAUCGACGUGAAGGGGACUGUUCAAGAGGAAACCGCCGACCAAAUCGUCGACAUCAUCCGCAAACACCCUCAGCGAUAUUCUGUGAAACCAGGCCAAGAGGUCACUUUUGAACUCUCUUGGCGUCUUCGUUCCCGCUCUGUUCAUCACGACGGAAAGGAGAAUCUUUAA
This is a messenger RNA of Caenorhabditis briggsae, 981 nucleotides long. Lineage: Eukaryota; Metazoa; Nematoda; Chromadorea; Rhabditida; Rhabditidae. Gene Ontology annotation, biological process: fatty acid alpha-oxidation. Gene Ontology annotation, molecular function: phytanoyl-CoA dioxygenase activity. The record is from RefSeq and is a predicted model, not a curated record. The coding region runs from base 1 to 981 and encodes 326 amino acids. The transcript has 6 exons.